Metarhizium album ARSEF 1941 is the source of this 1221-nucleotide messenger RNA. Its product is annotated as FAD-binding, type 2. The record is from RefSeq and is a predicted model, not a curated record. Gene Ontology annotation, molecular function: FAD binding. Bases 1 to 1221 code for a protein of 406 amino acids. The transcript has 5 exons. Lineage: Eukaryota; Fungi; Ascomycota; Sordariomycetes; Hypocreales; Clavicipitaceae.
AUGCUUAUUUUGACCUUUCUUGGAGGCCAGUUCUCGGUCCGCAGCGGCGGCCACAACCCGAACAUUGGCUUCUCCAGCAUUGGACAGGAGGGCAUGCUUAUCGACUUGGCUCGAUUGAACGAUGUGGCCCUCAGCCCAGACGGCACACUGGCUUCCAUCGGACCCGGAAAUCGGUGGGGUAGAGUGUACAAGACCCUUAGCUCGAGCGGCAAGAUGGCCGUUGGAGGUCGUGCGAAUGAUAUCGGUGUCGGUGGUUUACUUCUGGGCGGCGGUCUAAGCUAUUGGUCGAGCAUCUACGGAAUGGCCUUCACCAAGAUCGUCAACUAUGAGGCAUAUUCAUCCAUUGUGAAUGCGAACGAGACGGCCAACAAGGACUUGUGGUGGGCGUUGAGGGGCGGCGGCGCCAAUUUUGGUAUCGUGACGAGGUUCGAUGUUCAAACCGUUGAGAACGGCCAAAUCUGGUUCGAGGGUUUGUUUUUCAAGGUCUCUCAGCACGAGAGGCUUCUAACGGUAGCUGCCGACUUUGCUGCCGCAGCCGAGGACGACCCCAAUGUUUCGAUUACCUACAACCUCGGACCAGCCGGGGCUGCGGUAUAUCUUGCCUACAACAGUCCGAUCAACCGCCCAAAGAUAUAUGCGCCAUUUUACGACAUUCCCCAUCAAAAUAUAAUUAAAUCGACCCUAGGAACAUGGGUAGACUUCCACAACGCCGUGUCUGACUUGAAUCCCUUUAGCUCACUCAGGAUAGCAAUAACGACUUAUGAUCGAAAAUGGGACCAAAAAACGUUACUAGACCAUUAUGAACGCUUCCAAAAAGUCUCGCUGGACGUCCAAAACCGCCUCAACGCAAGCUUGUAUUUUGCCCCUCAGAUAUUCAGCAGAUCUGCCGUGGCAGCGACGUCGGCGCAAGGGGGAAGCCCCCUCAUGCUUUCGCAAGACACCCAUUGCUUUCUCGAGAUCAUGGCGACGUGGACGAACCCCGACUAUGACGAAGAAGCAACCCAAGCUCUGAUGCGCCUGGGGGAUGAAAUCACUGCGUCGGGACAGCGACUUGGUACCGAUCUCAACUUUCACUUCAUGAACGACGCCGGGCUCCAUCAGGACGUGCUGGGAUCUUACGGUACCCUAGACAAGAUGAGAUCCGUCAGCCAAGCUUACGAUCCCUACCAGGUUUUUCAGCACUUACAGGGCGGCGGGUUCCUGUUGAACAGAGCACCAUAA